UCAAUCCAGCCACACUCUGCUAAGAAAUCGAGACGGUCCAUCCAGGCACAAGCACAAGCACAAGUAGCUUUGCUUCAGAGCAAAAAAUGGCAGUGUUUGCAGUACUAUUCCUUAUACUACUGGUAUGGAUGGCAGUAGCAGAUGCAGCAUCGCAUCGAUAUCGAACACCGGGCUGCCGGCGACAGUGCGGCAACGUGACCGUCCCUUACCCCUUCGGAGUCGGGGCGCGCUGCCACCACGGUGAGGACCGCGGAUUCCAGCUGGAGUGCGACGACAGCCGCCACCCUCCGCGUCUGACCGUGGCCGGCUACGGCCACGAGGUGGUCUCUAUCUCGCUCGCCGCCGCGGAGGCCACCGUGCUGCUCAACGCGAGCCGCGCCUGCUACUCCUCCGUCUCCGGCCACGUUCUUGGCCGUCGUCGGGAGUACCCCAUGGCCCUCAACGGUAGCGCCUUCCUCUUCUCCUCCAUGAAGAGCAAAUUUGUGGCGAUCGGCUGCCCGGACCUGGCCUACUUCGUGGACGACGGAGGGUACUACGUCACCGGGUGCAUGUCGGUGUGCCGGCCGUCUGCGCGCGCGCUUCCCGGGUCGUGCCGGGGAGACGACGGGUGCUGCCAGAGCAACAUCCCGCUGGGGCUGGACUCGUACCGGCCGUACAUCAGAAGCUUCGGUCGCCGCCAGCAGCAGCAGCAAGGGACGUUCAUGGCUAACUCCACGGGCUGCGCCUACGCCUUCAUGGUGGACGCGUUGUGGUUUUGGUAUGCCGGUUCUCACUUCAACAGAACGGGGGACUUCGCGGUGCCCGUCGUGUUGGACUGGGCUAUCAGGGCCGCCGGGACCUCCUGCGCCACCGCGCGGGAAAACGCCACCGCUUACGCGUGCCGGAGCAAGCGGAGCGUCUGCCUCGACUCGAGCAACGGUCCGGGGUACAUCUGCAACUGCACCGGCGGGUACGAGGGAAACCCCUAUGUCCUCGGCGGCUGCAAAGAUGUGGAUGAAUGCGCGCACAAGGAUUUGUACCCGUGCUAUGGUGUGUGUAUCAACACGCCAGGAGGCUACCUCUGCACAUGUCCCAAGGGAUCGAGUGGAAACGCUACUGUGCUAGAUGGUUGUCACCAAAAAGACAAUUUCACAACACUGUUGAAAGCCGUCACAGGUGUAAGCAUAAGCGUGUUCCUGGUGAUCCUGGUGUGCUUCUCCGCGCUCCUGGGUGUUCAGAAGAGGAGGAUGCUCAGAGCAAAGCAGAGGUUCUUCGAGCAGAACGGUGGCCUCCUCCUUCAGCAGCAGCUGGGUUCGCUGGCCAGCUCCGGCGUGGCAUUCAACAUCUUCUCCGAGGAGGAGAUCAAGAGGGCCACCGGCAACUUCGACGAGGCGCGGGUCCUCGGCCGAGGAGGCAACGGCGUUGUGUACAGGGGCGUCAUCGCCGACGGCUCCACCGUUGCCAUCAAGAAGUCCAGGGUGGUCGACGAGAAGCAGCUCAAGGAGUUCUCCAAGGAGAUGCUCAUACUCUCGCAGAUCAACCACAGGAACGUCGUGAAGCUGCUCGGAUGCUGCCUCGAGGUCGAGGUGCCCAUGCUGGUCUACGAGUACGUUCCCAACGGCAGCCUCCACCGCUACAUCCACGGCGACGGCAAGAGCAAGGCGCUCAUGCCACCGGGUGAGCGACUUCGCAUUGCCGCCGAGUCAGCGCACGCGCUCGCCUACAUGCACUCAUCCGCCUCGCCCCCGAUCCUGCACGGCGAUGUCAAGUCGGCAAACAUCCUGCUCGACGGCGACCUCACAGCCAAGGUGUCCGACUUCGGCGCGUCAAGGCUCGCGCCCGUCGACGAGGCCCAGGUGGCAACACUUGUCCAGGGAACCUGUGGGUAUCUCGACCCAGAGUAUCUGCUGACGUGCCAGCUGACCUGCAAGAGCGACGUGUACAGUUUCGCAGUGGUGCUGCUGGAGCUCCUCACCGGGAGGAAGGCGUUCUGCCCGUACGGCCCUGAAGAGGAUGACACCAGCCUCGCCUUCUCCUUCGUCACGGCUGUGCAGGAGGGACGGCACCGGGAGAUCAUGGACGGACAUGUCAGGGACGAACUCGGGGUCCAGUUACUAGACGAGGCCGCGGAGCUGGUUAUACGGUGCCUGAGCUUGACGGGCGAAGAUAGGCCGGCCAUGACGGAAGUUGCCGACAAGAUCGAAAGGUUCAGAAGCUAUGCAUGCAGAAAUCCAACCGUAUUCGUAUAACAGAUCGACAAACGAGUGAUGCUAUACGUACGAUAAUCCAUGUCCGAUGUGUGUACAACGUGCAUCAUCAAACCAUUCACAAGUGAAGCUAACCACAGGAUUAAUCAUCGGACAGAGAUCGGACAUGUAUUGUGGUAUGUGUUAGAAUAUAUAACUGUAUUGUAUUUGUAUAGAUAUACGGUUGUAUAUGUGUAGUCCUUGUAUAUAUGUCCGUGUCUUGUAUGAUAUGAACUCUGCCUUGUAAUCUCUAUAUAUUGAUCAAUACAAGGCACCACAAUGUGUGGUUUUCAUAA
Lolium perenne is the source of this 2521-nucleotide messenger RNA. Its product is annotated as wall-associated receptor kinase 1-like. Gene Ontology annotation, cellular component: plasma membrane. Gene Ontology annotation, biological process: cell surface receptor signaling pathway; protein phosphorylation. The record is from RefSeq and is a predicted model, not a curated record. NCBI's taxonomy places the organism in Eukaryota, Viridiplantae, Streptophyta, Magnoliopsida, Poales, Poaceae. Gene Ontology annotation, molecular function: calcium ion binding; polysaccharide binding; ATP binding.